GAUAAAUACUUGUCCUCCUGCCUCCACCUGGUCUCUCCCCGAUGGACGCCACUGACGACUCCUAUCUCUGCUUCCCCAACCUCAACUCCUCCUGCAGACGCCUGCUACGACCACAGUCUGAGACCACUCUGCUCUACACGCUGCUCUUCUCCGUCUCCCUGUUGACUGUGAUGCUCAAUUCACUCGUCGUCUUCUCCAUCUCCCACUUCCGGCAGCUCCAGACUCCGACCAACACCCUGCUGCAGUCUCUGGCGGUGUCUGACCUGCUGCUGGGGCUGCUGGUGAUGCCUGUUGAAGGCCUGCGCUACAUAGAGACAUGCUGGCUGCUGGGGAGGCUCAUGUGUGCUCUGAGUCCGUAUCUUUUUUACUGUCUCAUCUCGACCUCCCUGGGCCACAUGGUGCUCAUAUCCAUUGUGCGUUAUUUAACUAUCUGUGACCCGCUGGUGCACUCUUCUAAGAUUACUCUGACUAAUGUUAAGAUUUGUAUCUUUGUCUGCUGGACCUCUUCACUUCUUUACAACGGCUUAAUUCUAAUGGAGCACAUGGGGACCCCUGACAGAUUCAACUCCUGUCAUGGGGAGUGUGUGGUGGUUGUCAGCUACGUCCCGGGAACCAUUGACCUCUUUGUGACCUUUGUGGCACCCUGUACUGUCAUGGCUGUGCUGUACAUGAGGGUGUUUCUGGUAGCUCUGUCUCAGGUGCGUGUAAUUCAGUCUCAGACCGCUGCUUCCAGUGUCAGAGCGGCUCCAACAGCCAAGAGAUCGCAGAGGAAGGCAGCCAGGACUCUGGGGAUUCUCAUAGUUGUGUUUCUAAUGUGUUACUGCCCUUAUUACUACCCUGUGCUUGCAGGUCAGAACACCUCCACUAGUUUGUCCUAUUAUUCUUUGGUGACGUGGAUCAUGCUGUUGAAUUCUUGUUUGAACCCUCUGAUUUAUGCUCUGUUCUACCCAUGGUUUAGAAAAGCCAUCAAGCUCAUCUUCACACUGAGAAUACUGCACGCUUACUCCAGAGAGGUGAUGAUGAUGCAGAAAGAGCUGAAUGAAUGAAUAGCAACAGACCAAAGCCUCAGACAAAGAGUUGAGUUGAGGUUUGUCACAGGUUGUAAUCGGGGUCAUUAAAUGAAGGCUUACCUCGUUACUGAGCACAGCACCACUUGUGACUUCUCACUGCAGAUGUCAGUUGUCUGGCAGGAAAACAAUAUU
This is a messenger RNA of Betta splendens (Siamese fighting fish), 1202 nucleotides long. RefSeq names its product trace amine-associated receptor 13c-like. The coding region runs from base 42 to 1046 and encodes 334 amino acids. Gene Ontology annotation, molecular function: trace-amine receptor activity. The transcript has a single exon. The record is from RefSeq and is a predicted model, not a curated record. Gene Ontology annotation, biological process: G protein-coupled receptor signaling pathway. Gene Ontology annotation, cellular component: membrane. Lineage: Eukaryota; Metazoa; Chordata; Actinopteri; Anabantiformes; Osphronemidae.